GGCCUUCAAGGAUUAGUAACUUUUUAGUAUGCCAACUUUGAAACCAUGGAGGAGAAUUCUCUAGACGCUUGGUGAGACCCACCUCCACCCUCCCAAACUUGCCGUCAACCCCAACGAUACGAGGUCAUAAAUGAAAAUGCUUCUUCCCCCCAAAAUUCUUUAUAAAUCUGUCUCUCGAGGCCACCGUGUUGAGUUGAUUCCGGUUGCCCAACGGAAACCACAGAAGCUCGCUUUCCUUAUCAGGCACCAAAAUCUCGCCUCCUUGGGGUUAAGGAGCCCAAAUUCAUGGGUAGUUUUGUUGGCCAUGUGGCUCCUGGCUUUGGCUUCUUCCUCAUCGGCCUCUGGCAUCUCUUCAACAACAUCAAGAACUAUGCCGCCCACCCAAAUUCCUACACUUCCCUACCUUGGUUCCCUUCAAAAUUAUCGAGGUACUUCGAACUCCAUGCCAUAAUGCUGGGCUCCGCCGCAUCCAUAGCCAUGGAGCUCUUCAUAGGCCCGGAAAAGCACCAACCUUUUGAUGACGAUGGCACCAUCCCUUCCUAUCACCUUCAAAACUUCGAGCACUCCUCCAUCUCCUUAUUCCUCUUCAUCUACGCCUCCGCCACCUUCUUGCUGGACUUGCUCAAGGUCAAGGUCCACGCCGGGCUGGCCGAGCUGCUAGCCGGGCUGGCCUUCGCGCAACAGCUGCUGCUCUUCCACCUCCACUCGGCUGACCACAUGGGUGUGGAGGGUCAGUACCACUGGCUUCUUCAGAUGGUCAUAGCGGUUACCCUGCUCACCACGGUUCUUGCGGUUCCCUACCCUAAAAGCUUCUGGCUGGCUUUUGUUAGGUCCUUCAGCUUGAUGUUCCAAGGGGUGUGGUUCAUGGUCAUGGGCUUCAUGCUCUGGACCCCAAGCUUUGUGCCCAAGGGCUGCAGGUUGAAUAUGGAAGAUGGGCACCUGGUUGUGAAAUGCAUGGACGACAAGGCCCUCCAUAGGGCCAAGGCGCUGGUGAACAUCCAGUUCAGUUGGUACUUGGCAGCUGCCGCUGUGCUCACCUUGAUCUUCUAUGUGGUUAUGUUGAAGAUAUAUGGGGAGGAAGUCGAGUAUAAGAGGGUGGGUGUGGAGGAAGAAGAAGAGGUGAUGCAGAAGUCCCCUGACGGCAGCUUCCUUCAGAUUGGUAAAGGAUUCUCUGCAAUUCAGUUAGAGAGAUAAAGAGGGGCCACAGAAAAAAUGUUUGUAUCAUUAUGAGGGUGGUAGGUAUGGUCUCAGUCUCAGGUGUUUCAUUCAAUUUGGGGUAUUCCCUUUCUCUCAUCUAGGUUUGGUUAUUCAAUGGUAGUUGAUGAGGGUCUUGAAGAAGUUGUUGUGUAUAUAAAUGUGGUAGAAGGCAAGAAAGCUGCAUAAGGAGAGCGAGAAAGAUGGGUGGGUGUAAUAUUGUAUUGGUUGAGAAGUGUCUUGUUUGGAUUUGUUUAUGGGCAAUGAAGAAAUUGUUCAUAUUAAGUUUUUGACUUCUGUUGUGAAUUGGGUUGUAAGUCAGACCUCUUGCGUCAGUUUUAAAGGAUACACUUGUGGCUGCCUUCAAUGCUUAGGUAGACAACACGUUCAUUUGCUAGCGACAGAUAUAUAUUUUUUAUGUUCCACAAGUUUGUUUCUCUACCUUGUUACCCUGUUCAUCCUAUGCAGAGUAUCAAACUGAUGUUCACUUGAACAAAAAAGGGGACUUCCACUGAUUUACCCUAUCAUGCUUUAACAACACCUUCUUCUAUGUUAUCUACGGUCUCUUACAGAAAAUCUCUCAAAAUCAUGCCCACUUUGGUCCAUACUUGGUGAGAACAUAUCAGGUGACCAGUUAUGUUCUGGAUGGUCAAGAGAUGUAUUUCAUUCUACUGUCAUAUGAAAACCUUAUC
Messenger RNA from Nymphaea colorata (pocket water lily), 1886 nucleotides. RefSeq lists its product as uncharacterized. The record is from RefSeq and is a predicted model, not a curated record. The transcript has a single exon. Bases 286 to 1194 code for a protein of 302 amino acids. Lineage: Eukaryota; Viridiplantae; Streptophyta; Magnoliopsida; Nymphaeales; Nymphaeaceae.